This is a messenger RNA of Amblyraja radiata (thorny skate), 6767 nucleotides long. RefSeq names its product phospholipase C, epsilon 1 (gene plce1). Gene Ontology annotation, molecular function: guanyl-nucleotide exchange factor activity; phosphatidylinositol-4,5-bisphosphate phospholipase C activity. The transcript is spliced from 32 exons. Lineage: Eukaryota; Metazoa; Chordata; Chondrichthyes; Rajiformes; Rajidae. Bases 1 to 5745 code for a protein of 1914 amino acids. The record is from RefSeq and is a predicted model, not a curated record. Gene Ontology annotation, biological process: phosphatidylinositol-mediated signaling; Ras protein signal transduction; phosphatidylinositol metabolic process.
AUGUUGAAAAAGAUAAAUUUAACAAUUCAUUGUACACUGAAGGGAGCAGGGACUGUAGAAUCACACCAUCACCUUCUGCAUCCUUCGAGAAAGAUAUUGGCUUCGACAAUCACCAUUGCAAGCUGGGGAGGAGGAGCUUGCCUCAAACUAUGUACUGAUAAUCUUGCGCCUAAGAUACGUGCCACCUUCUACAGGACCUGUGUUUCUGAUCACGUGGCUGGUGCUCUGCUUGAAGCAACUGCAGUCACUGCGACAAGGAACACACUGCUGAGUCCUACAGGGGUGUCCACAGGCAGAGCAAUGCUUAAAGAGCGGCAGCUGUGCAUCACAAUGGCUGGCUCAAGCACUCUGCCAUCUAACGUGGCUGGCAUCAGCAAGGAGCUGGCCGACCUUCGACACCUGAUCCAGUUCCCUGAAGAGAUCGCCAGCAUUGUGACUGAACAGGAGCAGGAACUCUAUCGCAAAGUCUUACCGCUUGACUACCUCUGCUUUCUGACCAGGGAUUUGGUAAAUCCCAGUUGUCCCAGCAGACCAUCGCCCCUCAAGAUCACCACCUCGGCACCAGCCCUCGAUGGCAACAGCAAGGAGCACAAUGCAAUUGAAGACCUGGUGGCACGGUUUAAUGAGGUGAGCUCCUGGGUUACAUGGCUGAUCCUUACUGCUGGCUCCAUGGAAGAGAAGAGGGAAGUGUUCUCGUACUUGGUCCACGUGGCCAAGUGCUGCUGGAACAUGGGUAAUUACAACGCCGUGAUGGAAUUCUUGGCAGGCCUCAGGUCCAGGAAGGUUUUGAAGAUGUGGCAGUUCAUGGACCAGUCUGACAUUGAAACGAUGAGAAGUCUCAAAGAUGCGAUGGCACAACAUGAAUCAUCGUCUGAGUACCGGAGAGUGGUAAGCCGGGCUCUACAUAUCCCCGGCUGCAAAGUGGUCCCCUUUUGUGGGGUCUUUCUGAAGGAGUUGUGUGAUGCCCUGGACGGGGCAGCCACGUUGAUGAAAUUCCACUCGCGCUGCGAUUCUCAGGAGGACACCUUUGAGUUUAUUGCAGACUACAGUGGCCAGGAACACUUUUUGCAGCGAAUUGGAAAAGACGGACUGAAUAAUUCGGAGAAGGAGUCCACAGUGAAUAACAUUCUGCAGACCAUUCGAAGCUGUAAUCGAAGCCUGGAGUGCGAUGAAGGAGAGGAAAGUGGUGGCGAUGGCUGCACUUUAAGGAAGAACUCAUUCAGAGACAGAAGCAAAUAUCAGUUCAUUGUUGGCGAUGUGUCGGAUUCAGAGAGUGACUCCCUUGAACAGUCCAGCGAGUGGGACCUGGGCGGGGCGGAGGACCAGCAGAAGGCAUUUAGUCACGAAACGGAGCUCAUUCCAUGGUAUGUGUUGUCCAUCAGAGCCGACGUCCACCAGUUCCUCCUGCAAGGGUCCACCGUCAUACAUUAUGACCCGGAGGCUCACUUGUCAGCACGUUGCGUCCUCAAGCUGGAAGCUGACAACUGUACUUUGACUUGGUCAAAACCACCCACAGCCAGCUCGACCAACGGCAAGGUGAAAAACCUGGUACCCGGCAGUGCCACGGACCUUGGUAACACCAAGUUCCAACUGUACGGGCACAUCGCACUAAACGGACUAGUAGAAGGUUUCUUGGACUUGUCGGUGGUGAAAGCUGUCUACAUGGGACAUUCCGGAGUUGACCUCAACACUGUUUGCAUUCAGAACAAGCUGUCUCACAUGGCCCUGGAGGACAACUGCAUCACACUGCUGUAUGGGGUCCAUACAACGGACAACCGCCUGCUGCAUUUUGUGGCUCCAAAGUACACUGCCAAGAUGGUACACGACGGAUUGCAAGAAUUAGUGGCGGCUGUGAGGAAAAUGAAGCGCUUUCCCGACCAGAGGCUGCAGUGGCUGAGGAAGCAGUAUGUCAGCCUGUAUCAGGAGGAAGGCAAAUUUGAGGGGCCAACACUCGCUCAGGUUAUUGAACUCUUUGGGGGCAGGCGAUGGAUCACAAGAAACACGGCGACAGCAACAUUGAACAGAAACACCGAAAAAUCCAACCUGCAGCGCAACAACACCCUGGGGGUGAACACAGCCAAAAAGAUAAAGAAGUCGCUCACCAGGGGGGAUAGCGGCGAGGUCACUGAUGAGGAGACCAGCACACGCAAAGCUCGAAGCUGCAAAGAGUCUCGAAGCAGGAGUGGGUCUGACCCAGCAGACUUCGACGAACAGGAAGAAUCGGAUGCGAGCGUCACAAUGGCUUCUCCUGGUUCCUGUACAUUUCCAACCAGAGUCCGUUCUCUCACCACCCCGUCCUCCACCAUGUUAGGCCCUCCGGCAUCCACACCAGUGAGACCUGCCUCCUCUCCAGUUCUUUCCACUGUCAGCAAGACCAAAACCAGCACAAGAGCGAGUAACAGCUGGCAUGGUCGAGUCAAAGGUGGGCUGAAGGGAUUUCAGGACUUCAUGGUCUCUGAUAGCAACAUGAGUUUCGUUGAGUUUGUCGAACUCUUCAAAUCAUUCAGUGUACGAAGCCGGAAGGACCUGAAGGACCUGUUUGAUGUUUACUCUGUGUUGUGCAGUCGGUCUGGCUCAGAUUCUACCCCACUCUACACAAACCUGACGAUAGAUGACAACAUCACCGUUCUGCAGCCUGACCUAGAUCUUUUGACGAGAAACGUGUCGGAUCUCGGUCUGUUUAUCAAGAGUCGACAGCAAAUAUCAGAUAAUCAGAGACAGAUUUCGGACUACAUUGCCGCUACCAGCAUAGUGACCAAUCGAGUGGAAAUCGCUUCCCUGGGGGAGAGUGAAAUGGGAAUUCCGCAACUCAAUGACUUCCUGGUGAACUGUCAAGGGGAAAAUCACACCCAUGAUGAAGUUCUCAGCAUUAUACAGAAAUUUGAGCCAUCUGCUAACAUGCGCCAGCAGGGACUGAUGUCAUUUGAAGGAUUUGCAAGGUUUCUAAUGGACAAGGAUAAUGUUGCUUCAAAGAAUGAUGAAUCUCAAGUUAAUGAUGAGGAUUUGCAGUAUCCACUAUCAUACUAUUACAUCGAAUCCUCUCACAAUACCUACCUUACUGGGCAUCAGUUGAAGGGAGAAUCCUCCGUUGAACUUUACAGCCAGGUACUGCUGCAAGGAUGCCGGAGCGUUGAGCUGGAUUGUUGGGAUGGAGAUGAUGGCAUUCCGAUCAUAUAUCACGGGCACACCCUCACCACCAAGAUCCCAUUUAAGGAUGUCAUUGAAUCGGUCAACCGCAAUGCCUUUGUGAACUCUGAGAUGCCGGUGAUAUUGUCCAUUGAGAAUCAUUGCUCACUGCCUCAGCAGCGGAAGAUGGCAGAGAUAGUGAAGACUGUAUUUGGAGACAAGCUGGUGACAAAGUUUUUCUUUGAGAGCGAUUUUGCAGAUAAUCCUAUGCUCCCAUCUGUUUGGCAACUCAAAGGGAAAAUCCUCCUCAAAAACAAAAAGCUAAAAGCCCACCAGACGCCGGUGGAUAUACUGAAACAAAAGGCACAUCAGCUUGCAAACCUGCAAGCACAGUCUAGCAAUGGCAGUGCGAUUGCUCCCGGCACCUCCAACAAUGAUGAGGAAGAGGAUGAAGAUGAUGAGUACGACUAUGACUAUGAAUCUCUCUCUGAUGACAAUAUCCUCGAUGACCGACCUGAAACCAAGCCUGCAAGUGAUAAAUUCCACUUUGAGUACACAGAAGAAACUCCACGCAGAAUUAAGAAAAUAUCAUCGGACGCAAUGUUGCUCAGCAAAGGAAAGACAAAGCAAAAAAGAUUUAUUGUUUAUGACAUGGAACUGGGUGAAGAAUUCUACUUGCCCCAGAACAAGAAAGAAAGCAGACAAAUAGCACCUGAACUUUCCGACUUGAUCAUCUACUGUCAAGCUGUCAAGUUUACAGGCCUUUCCACUUUGAAUGCUGCAGGAUCAAACAGAGUCAAAGUGAAACCCAGCAGGAAGUCCAACAGAAUGAGCCCGGGGGAAUCGAUGACAUCAAUGAAGUCAUCUGGAAGAGCAGCCUCUUUUGAAGUGAUAAGAAAGAACUGUGAUGAACCACCUUCUCCUCCAUUCAAUCCAAGCACCUCUAUCAGCGCUAUCAUCAGAACACCCAAAUGCUAUCACAUAUCGUCAGUGAAUGAGAACACCGCCAAGCGACUCUGCCGACGGUAUUCGCAGGAGUUGAUCCAACACACAGUGUGUCAGUUGCUGCGGACCUACCCUGCUGCCACCCGGAUUGACUCCUCCAACCCAUCGCCACUCUUGUACUGGCUCCAUGGAAUACAGUUGGUGGCUCUCAAUUAUCAAACAGACGAUCUGCCAAUGCAUCUGAACGCAGCCAUGUUUGAGGCCAAUGGCGGAUGCGGUUAUGUGCUAAAAUCAUCCGUUUUGUGGGACAGAAACUGUCGCAUGAACAAUCAGUUUUCUCCUCUUGAACGGAUAGAGAACAUGAGCCCAUCCUUACAUUCCAUAACAAUUAUUUCUGGGCAGUACGUCUGUCCCAGCAACACGUCAGGGAAUCCAUGUGUUGAGAUUGAUGUGCUGGGCAUGCCACAGGACUCCAGCCACUUCCGCACAAAACCCAUCCAUCGCAACACUCUCAACCCCAUGUGGAACGAGCAAUUCUUCUACCACGUUUACUUUGAAGACCUUGUUUUCAUUCGCUUCGCAGUGGUGGAAAACAACAGCUCCACCAUAACAGCACAAAGAGUGGUCCAAUUGAAAGCACUUAAAGCAGGAUACAGACAUCUACAACUAAGGAACUCUCACAAUGAACCUCUGGAGAUAUCCAGCCUCUUCAUUUACAGUCGUCGAAUGGAAGAAAACAACCCUGGAAAUUUACAGCUGGCAUCAGCGCUGUUUAAUACAGAAGAGCAAAGAUCUGCUAUGGUAUUCCGUGUUACAGUUUAUGGAGUUCCGGGUCGUGAACCAUUCAGCAUUUACACUGUCCAGGAGAAGACCACGGCCAGGCAGUUAAUAUCCAAAAUUGUAGGCACAGCAGGUGGAUCAGAGACCAGCAUCGCUGACUACUUCCUUAUGGAAGAGAAAACCUCCCUUUCUAAAGAGAAGAAUGAACAGAAGAAACAGCCAUUCCAGAGAAUCAUAAGUCCAGAGGAGGAAAUACUAAAAAUUCCACAAUGUUGGCUACCGGAGGAAGGAUUUAUGGGAAAAAUUAUUUUUAAAACCAAAGAAGAGGAGCUAAUUCAAAGGAACUCCAUGAAUGAAAAGCCUGAAGACGUGGGUUUCAGCAGCAGCCCAACAGAGGAUGACAGCUUCUUGGUCCAGGUGCAUGAUGUCUCGCCAGAACAGCCUCGUACAGUCAUCAGGGCUUCAAAGUUCAGUACCACCCAAGACAUUAUUCUGCAGGCAUUGAGUAAAGCCAAAUAUUCCUACAGCAUCCUGAACAACCCAAACCCCAGUGAUUAUGUGCUUGUCGAGGAAGUCGCAAGAGAGCCAUUGAACAAGAAGUCUUCCAUGACGAAACCAACUCUUCGGAUUCUUUCUGAGAACGAGUAUGUGUUUGUGGCCCAGAACAGGUGGAAAGGAGCAGGAAAAUUCAUCCUGAAGCUGAAAGAGCAAGUGCAGGCUGUACAGGAAAAGAAGAAAGGUCUUUCUUUUACCAACGAAUUGAAGAGAUUAGCGAAAUCAAGCAAAACGAACCGCAGUUUCUCGAUGCCACUGCAGCCGACCCCCCCAGAGAGCAGCCAGAGUAAGGAUGAAAAAGCUGCAUGCAGCAUGUCCUUUGCAGAGAUCACCGAGUAAAGCCUGCUGCAUGAAGGCACGCAGCAGCAGCAUGUGAUGGCCCAGGCUCGUUUCAAGUUGACUUUAUUUAAUACAACGAUGUCAUGAUGAAGCACAGAAAUCUUUAGCCAGUGCUGGAGAAGACCAAAAACAAUACCAUGUCUGUCCCUCCCCCUGGAUCCUGGUUUAUAGCCCUUCUGAAAAAACUGGAAAUGAUGACACACAUAACUUUUUAAAGGUAACGAAAUCCACUCUUUGGAAUGAAACACAUCACCCGGUAAUGUUCGUACACACACACACACACACAGAAGAAUGAGCCAGCAACAGGUUCCAAACAAGCAGGCUUGUUUAAGUGUAUAUUGUUCUAGUAAGAACGUGUGUGUGAACAGAUAGCCACGACUACUGUUGGGGAUUAUUCAGACACACUUGUCAUGAUGACUUCAUUUAUACUCGGUAUGAAGAUAUGCAGGUGCCCAACUUUGAGAUUUUUUUUUUAAACGUGAGUGUAACAGUUUAUGCACUUUUAAAAACCACUUAUUUUAUUAGUUAUUUGAAGUAUUUGCAGGUUUUAAUGGUUCCUAUAUUUAAUAAGAACCUGGAUCAUGCUGACGCCAGCAUUUUAGUACAUUGCGCUGAAAUGUCCCAAAUUGUUUGUUUUAGUUGAUGUUUACAAAGUAUUCACGUUUUGAUUUAGAGAAUAAUUCCUUGUAGAAUAUGUUGGAUUCAUACAUAAAAUGUGAUAAAAAGCAGUGUUCACAGAGAUGUUGAUGAAUAUUUUUACUGGAGUAAAAAAUCAUGUAAAUUUCUAGCUAUACAAAAAUGUGCUAUGAUUGUAUUAAUAUAAUUACUAGGUGGAAUUAUUUAUUUAAGCAGAGAUUUAACACUGUUUGCAGUUAAAUUUACUACAUUCGCCUGUUAAGUUUCAGGUGAUAUAACACAACUUGUAUUUUUUUUAAUUUUCAAUUGCUUCACUUUCCUCACGCACAUCUGAUAAUAUAUGCAUUUUAAUUUUCCUUGUAUUAAAAUUGAAACCAAACAGUAAA